UCCUUAUUUUGAAAAAUAAUAAAAGAAGGCACAUGAGAUCACCUUGCCCUCUGUCCCCUCCCCAACAAGCUGGAAUAAUGGAGCCAGAAGAGAUGGCUGUUUUUAGGCAAUGGCUGGGUAAAGAUAUUCUCAUUGGAAGGAGUAUACAUGCAACAACAGAAGAACUGUUGGACGUGGUGUUCUGUAUGUGAUCUGUGUGAGCAGAUACUCGAUAUGUAGUGAAAGGAAAGAAGGUGACUAGUUUUCCAGACUUUUUGUUUAUUAUGAUCUAAGCGAAGGGAAUGAGAGAAAGGUGCAAGAAGAUGUAAAAACUUGCAUAAUGAGGAGUUUAAUUCUUUGAUUUCUUCCAUAAAUAAUAAUAGAGUGCUCAACUCGACAGCAGUAUGGACAGUGCCGGUAGUGCAUACUUUUUUGUGGAUAUUGCCCACCUGCAAACUGCAUGUGUUUUCAUCCCCCAUCUGUUAGGAAGGGAACGUUCCUACUCAGUUUGGUCUGUUAGAGAAAGAUCCAGCCCCAAUCAUUGGACCUCUGUAGGAACCCUUCCUGUCCUAGAAGUGAUGAAGAAAAACUCCAGGUUCUGAAAUAUGUUUUAAAGAACACAAGAUGAUGGACAGCACCCAAAAUAAUAGUCAUAUUUAUUGAUACAUGUGGUCAUCAGAGACAUCUGCUGUUACCACACAUAAACCCUGAAUGGGGGAGAGUAUUUUGGAUGCUUAAACUGCAAUGGGAGGAUAAUGUAAUUGAUCUUGGAAAAGUGUCGAGGUAUGGACCUGAUUUACCUGAUUUGAUCUCCAGUAGUGGGCUUUUAUGAAUACAGUAAUGAAUCUUCAGGUUCUGUAAGAGACAAGGAAUGUUUUGGACAGCUAAGUAACGAAUGGCCCCUCAAGAUGGAAUCUGUUAGUUAGCAAGAUAUUUGAUAGAAUUAAAGAACAAAUAUUUCAAUGUCAUUCAGGUUGUUACCCAAUUGUUGACAUUGCUUAUCUUGAAGUAUGGAAGAUAAAUCCAAUGAUAAGGGUUAGUAAUUGUUAGCUUUCUUCAUUCUUAUUACAGUUGACUGAUAGGUUAACGGAUACACAGUGGAUUUCUUAUGAAACCUGUAGAUGAAUCAUCCUGACAAAUGACUGACAUGUAGAUAUAAGCUCUGAUGAUCUUGAUGUGCUGAGAGGCUGAUGUGAUAUGUUCAUUUGCUUAAACAGCCUCUGUGUGGAUUUACAGGUUUCCUAAAAUAACACAAGGCUCUUCAGUGGUGAUGGUUGAUGCUUGAGGGUAUUGGAAACCUGUGGUUUGUGUUGUGAAUUCAUGUCUGUAAAUUACUGUAUAAUGGUGUCUGGAGCAUGGAUCUCACUCAUAACAUUUCUGGCAGAAUAUUUUAUCUGCCUGUCAGGAAGCCUUGUAGAGAGAAAUGUUUCUGAAGUAGACUGGGAUAGCAUCAGUAAACCACCAAUCAAUUACAGUAAUGCCAUCUCUGAAAGGUUAGGACAGUUGUCAAACAGACUGUCACAAGAUGAACUACUGACAAAUGAUUCAAGUAGCCAUGAAACAGAACAUCAUGGUAUUCAUGUAGCCAAUUGGCGAUGGGAUGAGAUCGGAGUAUUCUUUACAUUUGCUGUCUUCAUUGUGGUUUCUGGCCUAGCUAAAGUUGCAUUCCAUCAUGCAAACAGCAUCGCAGAACAUAUUCCAGAGUCAUGCCUGAUGAUUAUUGUUGGCGUUACUGUUGGAGGAAUUAUCUAUGGCAGUGGUGUUUCACUUCCAGGGGAGAAGCGUCUGAAUGGUGGCGACAACAUCACAUUUCCAACUUUCACACCUCGUCUCUUCUUCCUCAUACUGCUACCACCGGUUGUGCUGGAGUCAUCCUAUUCCCUGUACAACAGAGCAUUUUCUUACAAUCUCAGCACCAUUAUGCUGUAUGCAGUUGUGGGGACACUAUUCAAUACAUUCACAAUAGGUCCACUUCUGUUCCUGCUGCGGCAUUUUGGACUAAUGGGGCCCAUGGUGGAACGCCUUACCUUAAUAGACUGUCUGGUGUUUGCUGCACUCAUCUCGGCCGUUGAUCCGGUGGCAGUUCUUGCGAUCUUCCAGGAAGUAGGAGUAAAUGAGGAUCUGUAUUAUUUGCUGUUUGGGGAGUCGCUGUUCAAUGAUGCAGUGACAAUCGUCCUAUAUAACACAAUGGUCACAUUUUGUGAAAUGCCAGAAAUUCCUGUUGGGCAGUAUGGGUUGGCGAUACUUGCUUUCUUCACUGUGAGCUGUGGGGGAAUAGCUGUGGGUGCCAUAUUUGGCCUUCUUACUGCCCUCAUCACCAGGACCACGCAGGAGUGCCGAGUGGUGGAGCCUUUAGCAGUUCUAGGUGUUGCAUAUGUCUCAUAUUUAUCAGCUGAGUUGUUCCAUUUCUCAGGCAUUAUCAGUAUCAUAAUAUGUGGCCUGGUGCAAGCUCACUAUGCCCUCAAGAACAUAUCCCAGAAAUCGUACACAACAGUCAAGUAUUUCACAAAAAUGCUGAGCUCAACAAGUGACGCCAUUAUCUUCCUGUUCCUGGGCAUGGUGCUCGUCAGUGACCAGCAUGUGUGGCACACAGGCUUUGUUCUGUGGACGCUGAUUCUAUGCCUUGUCUGCCGAUUUGCAGGUGUGUUCCUCUUGACGUGCUUGACCAACAAGCUGCGUGUGAAGAAGAUUAACAUACAGGAGCAAUUUAUAAUGGCUUAUGGUGGUCUCCGUGGUGCCAUAGCUUUCUCUAUGGUGGAGACUUUGGAUGCGGACUUAGUGGAGCCUCGUCCGAUGUUCGUCACGACGACCCUCAUCGUCAUUAUAUUCACUGUCUUCGUCCAGGGGAGCACCAUCAAACCGCUGGUGGCUUUGUUGAACAUUACAAGAUCUAAAUCAGAAAAGGAGACGCUGAAUAUUGAAAUAAAUGAUAAUGUGAUCGGCACCAUGAUGGCUGGCAUUGAAGAAAUCACUGGAGUUAGAGGCGACUUCUAUAUUAGAAGAAAAUUGGAACAGUUUGAUGACUCAGUCUUGAAGAAAAUAUUCCUGUCUCCUGGUCCAGACCAUGAUCUGACACGGCUGUACGAGAAACUGAGUUUGACGGAACAUUUUGCACACCUUUAUGGACCUGCGACUCUGAUUGAGGACAAGAAGACACUGCUGUUUCAUAGUGAAGAGCCCGAUGACUUGCCACCGCCGCUGAGUACCAGGUCCUCGUCAUAUCGCAGGUCAAGCUUGUUCCCUGGGGUGGAGCUUCGGGACAAGCUAAAGUCACACCUGGAACAAGACAAGAAAGCUACCACUGGCACCCUCCGCAGGGCAUUCAGCACCAAUGCAUAUCACAAGUUCCACCAACGUUACAACCCAAAUCUGAUUGAUGACCACUGUCAAGAGAUGAGGGACCAGUUGAAGCUGCGCCACCUGAAGGCUCGUCGUAUCACCAGCAUGGUGGCCCAACACAGGAGAAUGUCUAUGGGCUCCGUGCCUUCAUCGCCAAUGGCUGAAGAAUUUUCAUGGCCAAGGAGAAAGAUCGAAUUUGAGCUGGAAGGCCUGUAUCCUGAGGAACUGGAAGGUAUUGACACCAUCCUCGAUCGAACAGAACAGCGUAUUGUGAGGCAGCGUUCUCUAUCUUCAGAUAAGAGUUUGAAAAGAAUGGAUACACCAACUGGUACUGAACCCAUAGAGGGGGUGCAGCAAGGAGGGGCCACUCAACAUGGGAGAUCAUCAGUGCCGCAUCGUCACACAUCCCUAAGAGAACGGACUCUCCACAAUAUAGCAGAAUCUGAUGAUGUCCUCCUCGACGAAAACUUGACAGAAUCACUAGUUUGAUAACUGUGCAUUUUAGGGUUCUAAAAGUUCAUAGUUUCUUCUUCAUAAACAUAUCAGCAAGCCACAUAUGUCUGUCCAUAACCCACUGAGAUAUAGACAUCAAUGUUGUAAACAUUAUGCCAUUGUAACCCUACCCUUCUUCAUUAUUUGUCAUCAGCACUGUUAACAUGGCGGCCUUGAAAAUUUUUGAGAUGUCAAGAAUUGUUAUCAUCCACUCUGCUUUGUAGUACUGAGUUCAAGAACUGUAAUUGCAUACAGUUUGGCUCAAGCAACAUUUUUCUUACUUGUAUUCGUUACAUUCCUAGUUCGAAUCUCAACCGAGACACUCAUUACCUGACUAAGUGUUUCUGUCGUUUAGCUCAGUCACUCCAUGAAAAUGCUAGGAUAGUACCUCAAAUCAGACGUGACUGCUUACUUCCACAUCCUGUUUUGCAUUGAUUAUCCUACCACCUGGUGCUAUAGAACCUGAGAUACUGACCAUGUCAUUAAAUAAACCAAGAAUAGGCAAUAACUCCUAUUAUAACGUCUACUUUCAAAAUAUUAAAAUAUCAGGAUACAGAAAACAAGGUUUUGUGUGGCUUUGAAAUGCAGUCUGUUAUUCAGAAGUAAGAACAUGCACUGUAGUUGCCAGAGUUUUGAACCAAAGAACUCACAAAAAUAUUUAUGUUAUGGAAAGAUGUAGGAUGUGUGCAGUAUUAUGUAACAAGACAUUUCAUGCAGUAUUGUUAGUGCAUUAAAUGUAAGAGAAUAUAAGAGGUGGGACAGGAGCAUGUACCCUCUCUUUACGGAGACACUUCAUAGAGUACUAAAAAGGGGACACAAGGGUAACAUAAGGAUGGAUCGUAGGGAGCAAGGUCAUGUGAAUAGGUGAAUGAAACUGGCUCAGUGUUAUGUCUAAUGGCAGUGUUGUACCUGUGGUUACAGCUACAGGAGUUAGCGAAUUACUAAGACAGUUCUGAGGGAGCCAGGUUGUGAGAAAGGGAGGUGGCUAGAACUGUCUCAGGAUCAUUUACAAUGAUCGACUUUAGUAUUAGCAGCAUUAAACCUUUAGGUUCUACUUCUAGAGAAGAUAACUGAUUCGUUGCAACUUAACAUGCAGAAUUAGGGAGAAAUAAAAUCUAAAUUGCAUUAUACCAAUUGUGUGUGCUUCUUAUGGCAAAGUGAUCAUUCUGUGUUGUAUCUGGUUUGCCAAGAGCAGUGUCCAUCUUCAGCAUGAAGUGACCAGCAGCAUUUCUAGUUCACGAGCAUGGUAUGGGACCAAGAGUUCUUAUUACUAACCUGUGCUGAAUCGUGGAGAGGCCUUCCAGAUAUAUAUCUAGACUUUCUCUAGUCCAGUUUAUAGAUCCACUCCCCCAUACGUCUUCAUAGCAUAAUGCUUAAUUAGUUAAGCACAGGGACAACUUUACCUUACCUUCUCAGGUCCAUUUCUAUACAUCUAAAUACAAGUCGUUCCCACCAUUGAGAUACAAAGCCUUUCAUACAAGAGGAACUGGGUUUAAAUCUCUCUACCUCUGGCAGUGUCUAAGCUUUGUAUGAGUAAUGCCAGGCCCCAGCUCUAGUUUGCAGCCUAUGUUAAGCUGUAGUCCCCCUCUACUGCAUAUCUACCAUUGUUCGAUUCUGAAUGAUUCUGUUGAAGCUGUAUUAUAUAAGAUUACAGAGUUCCUGAGCUUCGACUAUUGUCUGAUAAGAGAACACAAUAUUUUGGUAACUGGAUGUUGCCAUCCUCAAGUGAAAGGUGGAUAGGUACAUAAUCAGUUGGGUUUAUUGCAUAGCAUUAGUGUCAGUCAUUGGUCUUUAUGUAAUGAAUGAAGCUGAGUAGGUCCCUCCCAACCCUCUCACCUGAGGAUGGAAACAGAUUCAGUCCCCGUCACUGGCCCUGUGACUGAGGUUUAUCUAAUGGACCCAGUUGAGGAGAUGUCUCCAAAAUAUUUUGCUGGAGGACAUAAACAGAUCCAGUUUCCAAAACACUGUGUUUUAGAUUAGAUCAUGAUUAGAGUCCAGAAACUGUAAUCCUGAUUUUAACAUUGUGUGUAGCAGAAUCAGCCUCAUAAGUGUCACCACUCAGAAACCGAUGCAUUCACCAUUACCAAGGCAGGCAGAGGCUGAAGAGAUUGAAUUUACCAUAUCUGUAGGCUUCAGCCAUGAAAAAACCAUAUAAAUAUAAUAUUUAUUCAGAUUUUUGUCAUUGGAGUUGCAACAGCAUGGUCUUUUAGCAGGGUACUGAAAUUUCAGAGGAACAUGCUGCCAUCUUCAGCGUUGAAAUGACAACAAAUGAAGUCACAACCAACAAGACCAUAGUCUGAACAGACACUGCUGUGGGAAACUCAGUACUCACAUAUUUUGAAAUGAAAUUGAGUGAGACAUUGAUUUUUUUAUACUUUGUGGGAUGUCAUUAUAUGAAGAGACAACAACCUGUUCAACUGUUCUAUAAUAUUUAUUAUAGUUGCACAGUAUAUACAGAUGAACUUGAGUUUGAAGAAUUGAAGAAUAAUUAUAACAAUAGUGAACUCUGUAACACCUUGAACAUUGUAUUGAAACACAACAAUGGACUAGAAUUAUAGAACUGUCUGCAACACCCACACUUUCUUUCUUUCCUGUGAAAUUCCUCAAAACCAGACUCUAGUACAGCACUGUGAUGGAACUGUUCUACCAUGACAGUCGAAGACUUAGUUCACAUUAGUAAUGGUUUUGUUACAGAGAACUUUGUAGGAUUUCAUGAUAGAGAAAUACUGAUAUACUAAAUGACCAAUAAGGACUGUGUUUUUUAAAGAUUUAUUUUAACAUGCAUUUCAAUCUUAUUAAAAUGAAAUAACUGGUGUGUUUUGGUAAUUGUCCAGAGAACAAAGUAACUUUUUGUCCUAUCUCUCUGAAUAAAAAAUUAAACUGUGACCAUCCAUUCAUAGCUAGUUAUGUACUUACUAUGUCCGUUAUUGACAUUUAAUUGAAUUCACUUUGCAUUCAGAGAUUUCAAUAAAGAAUGUUAAUACCAGUCAUUAUAGGGGACAGUGAUGUGUAAUUGCAUAUUGAUGUCUUUAAUUCGUUUGUAUAAUUUCUUAACUUUUCUGUACCAACUAACUCAAUUGCUUAGAGUCAUUUGGCCCUGUGACUGCAUGGCUCCACAAUAAAACCAUCUGCUACAAGGCUUCUUGGUAGUAAAUAUAGUAGCAUAGGAAAUAUAGAUUACUGCCUCAAAUGACUUAUGUGACUGCAUAUAUAGAUCAUGUGAAUGCACGUUCUUUCUCCUAAACAUUGGUAUGUCAUACUUAGUGCCAUCUAAUGAGAGAAAUGCUUUACCAACAGAUUAAAAAAGAGCCAAUCUCUUUGGGUGAGGUAGUUUCAAAGCAAGUACUCAGAGCCAAUCCAACCCCUCACAAACCUCCCAAAUUGAAGUACCACCUCUAAUCUGUCCAUGACUGCUAAUUCAAGAUAUUAGCAGCUACCAAUCUAAUCUGGAGACAAUCCUCUCCUACCACAAGCUAAUGACAUGCCAUGCAGUGAUUCCCUAACAUGCUUCAUAUUGACAAAGAUACAAUAAAACUUAUUGUUUUUUCUCCUUCCAUAAUUUCCUGGUAUCUUCAUUGUAUCAUUUUUCUAUUCCUUUUCAUCUUUUCCCUGCUCUCCUUCUCUUUCUCAUGUUUCUUCCCAUUCUAUCUCUCAUCUCCUAUUUUCAUCACAUUCUUUGCAUUAUUCUCUUGUCCAUAGCCCCAAUUCUUGACCUGUUCUCUCUUCUCUUUAUCCUUUUACCCUUGUCCUCUCCCUUCUCAAUUUUCUACCUUCUUUAUGUCAUUAUUACCACAUGCAUAUUUUUUUGUGUUUCAUUUCUUCUGGCACAAUGUCCAGGCUAUAUUAUGUACAGAAGGGGUGUCGGUGUAGGUUUGUCCAUUUUAAUAAUUUUUAAAGUUGACAGAUUGCAGGGCAAAGUCAUAAUAGAAAGGCAACUAAUAGAUGCUUUAAGAAUGUGGCAGAUUUCAGAUAUUUGGCAUGACAGCAACAGAUACAAAUUUCAGUCACAAAGAAAUAAAGAAUAGAAUAAAUAUGGGGAAUGCUUGCUACCAUUCAACUGAAAAUCUUUUGCUUUCUUGUCUGUCAUUAAUGAAUGUAAAGAUGAAAAUACAUAAAACUAUAAUUUAACCUGUGUUUUAUGUGGUUGUUUAGCAUGAUCUCUCUCAUUAAGAGGAGAACAUAGAUUUAAAGACACCUGAUGAAAAUAUUUGGGCCUGAGAGGAAGUAACAGGAAGAUGGGAAAAAUUGUGUAGUGAGGAGCUUCAUAAUUUGCGAUAGACCAGAACGUAUUGAAUGCAUGGAAGAAGGAAGAAAUUUAUGCAUUGUUUUGCUUAUAAACUUUUAGUGAAAAACUAAUGAGAAGACGUAGGCAUAGAUGGAAGGUUAAUCUUAAUACUUAAAAAGGUAGGUUCUGGAAAUGGGGCUGCAUUAAUUAACGUUUUGGGGUUCUCGUAUUGGUGAUUAAUUUGGUAUGCAUCUACCAAAACACAUGGCAGUAAUUUAUUCAUAUGGUUCAGAAUGGGGGCAGAAUGAGCACGAUAAUGGUCCAUCAGAACCAUCAGAACUAUGAGCCAUCAUGUAACAACUACCACCUUCUCAAUAACGACUCUGUCCCCCGGUUUUUAUUAAAAAGAAAAUAAAUAAAUAUGCAUAAAAUGAAAACUUUGCAUCUUAAACAGCUUAGUCUAGAUUUACAUUCUGGCUUGUAAAAACGCUUCAAUAAAUCGUUAACUUGUAAUGACUCAUCUCGUCACUAGAUGGAAGGGGUUAAGACGUCAGGACCGGUCAGGACCAUAAUGAACUGUAAAUCGUAAUCAUUGUCGAUCAUGGUCCUUGAUCGAACGAUAAAGCGAUGUAUAAAGCGGUAUAAAGCACGUGUAAAGUAUGGUGUGGUCACAGAAGCGUUUUUGAGGAGGAUGAAGGUGUAUUGGUUUCCAGGUACUGGCUAAUGCAUGGGAGGUUAAGGCAUCGGCGCUUCUGUAAGUGUCAUGUGGGGGCUGGUUCAUGCGGAAGCAGUGGAGGUGUUAACUGAAGCUGAGUGAAGGAUCCACAUCAGCACCAAUGUGACAGGCUGAAGGGUGCCAGUAGGGAGCAAUGCUGCCAGCAGACAUAACAAGUAUGCUGUAGUCUAUGCACUGUCUCCAUGGCACGGCAUGGAUCAGCAGGAUCUCGGACUUGUAGGAUCACCAGUGAGCAGUGAGCUGGAAAGGACUUGGAAGGAAGUGACCAUGGCCUGUUCCAAGUACUGUCAUGGUGUUUGCCUGGUGGGACUGAGGAGAGCCAUUGCCCUGGCCAAGAUUGUAACAGAGGAACCCCUAAAUAUACAUCUCAGGCUUUACCACUACACCACUGUGCAGCCAUGUCAGUGGCAGGUCCUGCAUCCAGUCUGCUGUACACUGAAACUGUGAUCCUUCUUACUCCAUGCAUAUUACUCAAAUUUGUUUGCAUUAACAUGGGAAAAUUAAGAGGACCCUGUCCCUUUUAGCUUAGCAAAACAUGGUUCAUUUUCAUAUUAUUCCCACAGUGAUUAUUCCCUUAAUUGGCAUUAGGCAGUUGGUCUCUGUAAUGCAGACAUGGCAUGUUUUCUUUGAGAUAAGAACUGAACUCUUAAAUAUCAUUUAGAUGGACUUCAGGCUUCAGAGGGUUAAAUUACCUGCUCUAAUUGUGUCAGGGUGCAUUGAAUGAAAAUUGUGGCAAAGGGUUGACUAAACUGAAGACAUUCUCCCACUGGAAUCUGCAGUUGGAGACUGAAGGAGGAAUCUAAGUCAGGCAGGCAGCAAACCUGUAGGUGGUGCAUUUUAAAGUGUGGUAAACCACUGGACACAGCACUUGAUUACUUUGUGAAGGGAGUCUUGAAGUUUGCAUGGGACCGAGUAUGCGAUGAUUUCUGUUUUAAGUGAACAGUCGUACAGAAAAAUAUUGGAAUUAUUAAAGCCUUGCUGCUGAAUUGAUGUAAGUUGCCAUUUCUGAAUGCUUUUCAUAUGAUGUGCCCCUUGGUCUCAGAGUGAAACUUAACCUGCCCCUUUUCCAUGGAAACUUCAUUUCUGUCUCAAGCUACAUGUUGUCAUGCAUUAUAAAUACAGGGUAAAGAGAGUACAGACUCGUGGGUUGUAAUGCCAUGUAGUUUGCAGAAAGUCCAAUGUUUUGCAGGAAUGUAAUGCCUUCAUCAGGGUUGAAGCCAUGCAAGAAGCCAUCAGAAGCACUGUUGCCUGCUUCUGGUUAUGUUUGACAGUGUGUGAAGUAACUUACCUGCACUUUGUGAGGCCUCACUGACCCUACUGUGAGGCUGCUUCACCUAGAAGCAGUAGAGAUGGUGUUGAAACUGCAUGACAUAAAGUGAAGGAUCUCCAUUGCUGUCUGUGAGAACACUUCGGGCUAGCAACACAGGGAAUAUUGCUACUGAGAGCUGUAAUGAGGAUGAAAUCCAAGAUUUGAGGUUAUCACAGCAGUGAAUGGAGAUUACAGUCUUCUGGCAUGUGACAUCAUGUGGUGUGGCAUGUACCAAACUGCAAUGUUACCAGGACCCUGGAGGAAGCUGCUGCCUGCAUCUUCAGGUUUCUCAGAUAUGUAGCUACCAGACUACAUGGCGGCACAUCGUGGAAGGAAACCUGUUUUGUUAGAAUAUUAGCCAUAAGGAUGAAUGUUUCAAAUGAAGCUCAUUGUAUUGUGA
Molecule: messenger RNA, 10480 nt
Organism: Cryptotermes secundus
Lineage: Eukaryota; Metazoa; Arthropoda; Insecta; Blattodea; Kalotermitidae
Product: sodium/hydrogen exchanger 1
Exons: 23
Coding region: 1300-3807 (835 amino acids)
Biological process (GO): proton transmembrane transport; regulation of pH; sodium ion transport
Cellular component (GO): membrane
Molecular function (GO): sodium:proton antiporter activity
Source: RefSeq, a predicted model, not a curated record